AGGACAUUCUUUACCAUGAUUGCAGUCUGGGUGGUGCUUUAAGAAGAAUUUAGAAGAAGGGAAGUCACUGGAAAAGUUGAUAAUCUACUGUAAAUUUGAUCAUCUACUGCGAACUUGAUUAUGUCUUAAGUCUUUGUUGGAGAAGUGUACUACUUCCUACAGUUCCUACUUCAUCAUCAUUGCAGUCUUUAGAUGAAAACGAGAAGAAAAAUGGCCUCAGGGGAGGUAAGAUGGCCAAUUCCUAUGAAGGCCAUAGGAGCACAAAACCUCUUGACAAUGCCAGGUGGGGUGAUGUUUUCCGGAUAUCUCCACAAGAAGGGAGGUACACAGAUUCAGAUUUUGAAAUGGCCAUUACGGUUUGUCAUCAUACACAAAGGGUGUAUUUACUACUUCAAGACAAGCACCUCUGAUUCUCCACAGGGGGCGUUUUCUUUAAAUGGGUACAACAGGGUAGUGAGGGCGGCAGAAGAGACAACAUCAAGUAAUGUCUUCCCUUUCAAAAUUGUGCACUUCAGCAAAAAACACAGAACGUGGUACUUCUCAGCAGCGUGUGAGGAGGAAAGAAAGAAAUGGAUGUUAUGUUUGAGAAAAGAAAUUGACUAUUACUAUGCAAAAAGGGACUAUCAGGCUCAGCAAAGUGUUUCAGGUUUUGACUCAGAAAGCUUUUAUGGCUCUGUUGAACGGCUUAUUGACAUAACAUAUACACCUGAAGCAUCUGACAAUGGCGACUAUGUAGAAGAGGAGGAUGAAGGGGAAGAGGAAGAUGAAGAUUAUUUGAAACCAGAUGAAUCAAAGGAAGCAAAUAUUUUAAUUCGACCUAAUGUACCUCCUCCUGCUUACCCUCCACCUCCUGUUCCACUUAAAUCUUACCGGCAUGAAACCCCACCUCCUCAAAAAACCACAGGAUUCAGGGCAAUGCCCCCAAAUCUUCCACCUGCUCCCAAGAAAAGUUUACCAGAGUUACAAUUUCCCAGAAAGGAAUCUCCACCAUUUCCACCACACAAGAGAAGUGAAUGUGAACUACCCAAGGAGGCAGCUGUGAUUCUCAGCAAAGGCCACCCUCUACAGUUACCGUUUGCCUCCCAUUUGAAGAAGCCAGCCACGGACACAAAAGAGGUGCCAGUCAAAAGCCCCACCCCAAGCAAAUUUCCAAAGUGCAGGCCAAUUUGCAGUGAUCUUGAGAAAAAGCUAUCUGUGAGCAACAAAUCCUUACUUGAUACUUUUCCGGAAGCAACACCAUCACAAAACCCCAAGCUGAUUGCCAUGACUCUGGGGUGUGAGAAGCCUGGAAUGUACAAACCCCCACUGAUGCCCAAACCUCCGCCUGCUGAAGUGAAGCCAAAGCCAAAACAUCAUGGACAAUCCUUACAGAGAGCUUCAGCAGAUGGACAAAGUUUCCGCUCUUCAGUGGAUGAAGAGCCAGCACAUUUGCGAACCAAGUCCCAGUCAAUCGAUUAUGACUCUGACGACGACUAUGAAAAGGUGCAAUUACCUGACUCUGUUUUUGUAAGUACGACAGAAACAAGUGAGGUUGAAAGGUUAUUUAAAGAAAGCGAUCCAAGUGGUAAUCCACAGGAUGGAUUGUUCUGUAUAAGGAAUUCAGCAACCAGGACAACACAGGUCUUAGUUGUAUGGGAUGUAACUACAUAUAAAGCAAGGAACUUCAGAAUCUUUGAAAAGGACUCCAAGGUCUUCCUAGAAAACGACUUGACAUUCCCUUCAUUAGAAGUAUUGGUUGAGUACUACUACAGCCAUGUUCUACCCAGCCAUGAUACACUCCAUCUUCAGAAACCGUUUAUACAUCAAAAUGUAUUCAGUUAGCAGAGCUGAGAAUUGGUGACAGUUGUCUCUGGUUCAUUGAGCAAGAUUUGUUUUAGAAAGAACUAAACAUGAAAGAAACAAAAACUAUUGGUUCCACAAAUUUGUUCAAAUAGGCAAAUUCAGGGCUUAACAUCAGCUUGCUGCAAGACUUACAGAACAAAGUUCCAGAAAGUCACAAAAAAGUCCUGGAUGGAUUAGCAUCUACCGAGAAAUGUGAUGAACUCAACUACCUGUAUAUUGGGUCCCCCAAAUAACAAUAAUGAUAACAUGUAGUGGGAAAUGUGGGCGAGUACGAUUGCCUAUUGUAGAUUUACUAC
This is a messenger RNA of Polyodon spathula (Mississippi paddlefish), 2138 nucleotides long. Its product is annotated as SH3 domain-binding protein 2-like. The transcript is spliced from 13 exons. Gene Ontology annotation, molecular function: SH3 domain binding. NCBI's taxonomy places the organism in Eukaryota, Metazoa, Chordata, Actinopteri, Acipenseriformes, Polyodontidae. The record is from RefSeq and is a predicted model, not a curated record. Bases 193 to 1821 code for a protein of 542 amino acids. Gene Ontology annotation, biological process: signal transduction.